GACAGGUCGCUUUUAGUCCGGGCUUUGGAAGAUGGAGCUCUCGGCGGUGGGAGAUCGUGUUUUCGCCGCGGAAUCCAUACUGAAGCGCCGUGUCCGCAAGGCAAGAAUUGAAUACCUAGUAAAAUGGAAAGGAUGGGCGAUGAAGCACAGCACUUGGGAGCCAGAGGAGAAUAUUUUGGACGACAGGCUGAUACUUGGCUUCGAGCAAAAGGAACGGGAUCGGGAAUUACAUGGGCCGAAGAAACGGGGGCCAAAACCUAAAAACUUUGUCAUGAAGGCUCGUGGGCGUAAAGGAGAAGCAAGAAGCCGAGCCUCCAAGUCCCAUCAGACCACAUCACGCUCCUCUUCGUCCACUCCCAGCCGAGCGACUCCUUCCUCUUCUGCUACACCUCAUCACUUAGGGUCUUCGUCCUCUUCCUCAACUGUAGCACCCUCUCCAAAACUCAAUUCUCUAGCCGCCACCCAUAAGCUGAAGAAAGACAUUCACCGUUGCCACCGGAUGUCCAGGCGCCCUCUGCCCCGCUCAGAUCCCUUGGCGUCCACCUUCUCCAACCCCGGAGGCCUUCCCUCCCGCCUGCACGUCUCCCCCUUCUCCGAGACCGUCCGCAUCCUUAACCGCAGAGUCAAACCCCGGGAAGUCAAGAGGGGUCGGAUCAUCCUCAAUCUAAAGGUCAUCGAUAAGCAGGGUCGUGGUGGAGCGGCCGCAGGCGGUAGGAAUAUUACAGCAGGACGCCAAAGCAUCCCUUCCCGCAAUCGUAUUAUCGGGAAGAAGGGAGAGGCCCCCUAUAGACCUUUUCAGCCUCCUCUGAAGAUGCUGGGGUUCCCGAUGUACGGGAAGCCGUUUGGCCUGCAGUGUGGAGGUCCUGUGCCUUUUCAAUCCCACCCAAGUUCAUGCUCAGGUGCCGUGAACACCCACUCCACCUCCUCCCAGUACAAGUCACCUCCCUCCCCUUCCAGCUCCAGUGGCUCUGAAGGAAAGUCUCGCACCACCGCCACAGCUGCACGGUCUGCCAGAGGAGCCUCGGCUUCCAGCGAGGGUCCCAAAUCCAGUAAACCUCACUCAGAGACCCAGAAGGGCCAGAGUGCCAAGCCAUCUGCUCCCGCCCCGUCCCCGGAUGUAGCGUCAGCAUCUCCCUUCCUCCCUUCCUCACCCUCCUCUUCCCUGGAAGAUGACGAGGAUGAGGGCACGACGGACCGAUCUGCAACCCAAGGGGGAGCGAGGAAAACUCGUAGGCCCAAACGCCAGCUUCCCGCCACCCUCCCCUCAGUCACCCCCAGCGACCAGAGCUCUACCCCCGCCGAUCCCAAAAGGGUGCCCGCCGAGGGGGACCCCGACUGGCACCCUGAAAUGGCACCCAGCUGCAAGGAUGUGGUGGUCACUGACGUCACCACCAACCUCGUCACCGUGACCAUAAAAGAGUUCCCCUCCCCGGCUUCGUGCCCAUCCUCACCCUCUGCUAGCCCCGAAAACGCCUCCUCCCCUCCCCCAAGCACCACCUCCGAUGACCCUGCCCCAACCAAGCCAUAGGAGAUCAGAUGCUGCCAUCGAUGAUAGGAAAAAAAAAAAAAAAAAGAAUAUCAAACCAGUGUUGCCACUUCAGCCCCCUCCUACCUUUUCUGUAAAGGUGUGUCCAUACUUGUGUAACGAUGAAUAUAAUGUAAUGUAACUUAACACCGCCCAGCCAUUGAAUAGUAAAAAAAAGAGCAUAUUUUUUUUAAAAGAAGUGUAUAAAUUCGAAAAAGGGGCAGCUAAUAAGCCCUUCUUGUCACUUAAAUUGCCAUAUUUUGUCCACUUGCACAGCACUGACUCUUUCAAGCAGACUUGGACGGAAAUUGUGUUUGUUUUCCUUUCACAUGCUUCAAACAUGCGGAGUUUAGCUCGUUUUGUUUGCGAUAAAAAAUUUGUCCAAAAAGUGGAAGGCUCGCCCAUCUGCUGUGUUGGGGUGAGAUUUUAAUCAAGCACACUUGCUGCAUGUGAAAUAAACAAAUGCUAUUUUGAUCAAGCCCUGCUGCGAAGGCUGUCAGGCCAAUUUUCUGCCCCUUAGUUUCAUUGGAAGUCCAGCCUGUUAAUAAACGUGAUGUGUUUUUUUGCACUUAACACAGUUGGACGCUCAUAUAUUGCAUCAAUACAGCGAGGUAAAUGCAAUGCACUUGACUGCAUCUAAAAAAAACAACCUUAUUCUAUGUCGUUCAUCAAUUUUU
Molecule: messenger RNA, 2202 nt
Organism: Scomber japonicus (chub mackerel)
Lineage: Eukaryota; Metazoa; Chordata; Actinopteri; Scombriformes; Scombridae
Gene: cbx6a
Product: chromobox homolog 6a
Exons: 5
Coding region: 32-1528 (498 amino acids)
Source: RefSeq, a predicted model, not a curated record